Molecule: messenger RNA, 731 nt
Organism: Osmerus eperlanus (European smelt)
Lineage: Eukaryota; Metazoa; Chordata; Actinopteri; Osmeriformes; Osmeridae
Gene: pfdn6
Product: prefoldin subunit 6
Exons: 4
Coding region: 142-522 (126 amino acids)
Biological process (GO): chaperone-mediated protein complex assembly; protein folding
Cellular component (GO): prefoldin complex; cytoplasm
Molecular function (GO): protein-folding chaperone binding
Source: RefSeq, a predicted model, not a curated record
UUCCGUCCAUUUAAUUUAACGCUUCAUAGACUGAGCUAACACGAUAAGUUAGCAACUGCUCAAUCUAAAUCAUUUUUGUAUAACUUUGCCUUGGUUGUGGACAUUUACGUUACUGGAAAAUUUUUCUAACACCAAGUGGACAUGGCAGAGGCAAUCCAGAAAAAAUUACAGUCGGAGCUAGAAAAAUACCAGCAGAUGCAAAAAGAUGUCAGUAAGAGCAUGUCUGCCAGACAGAAGCUGGAGGCUCAGCUGACAGAAAACAAUAUUGUGAAAGAGGAGUUGGAUAUGUUGGACAACCAGAACACAGUUUACAAGUUAAUUGGCCCAGUUUUAGUAAAGCAAGACUUGGAUGAAGCCAAGGCAACGGUGGCAAAGAGGCUAGAGUACAUCAAUGGAGAAAUUCAAAGGUAUGAGACACUGCUGAAGGAGAUGGAGAAGAAGUCUGAUCAGCAUCGGGAGGUCCUGUCCAGUCUGCAGCAGGAGUACCAGAGAGCCCAGGGUCGGGCUGUGGGGAAAGUCUGAGCUAUAAGUAGAACGGAUGGACACACAUACACACCUUAAAUGCUCUUAAGAACAGAAAAGAAGUCCAGUGUAAGGAAGUGCUUGUCUUGCACCCUAUGGCAUCACCAGAGAUUGGAUAAGGCACAUUUUGUUUUCAUUGUAAUUCAGCAGUUGUUGGUGUUAGUGAGGCUUUCCAGUUGCUGUCAUUAAAAAUAAAGUGUUUUUUUUUU